AUCGGAACUUGUCCGAGACGGCCAUGAACGAUGGGGAUUCGAGGACUGCCAAGGCAGCUAAGAUCCGAGCCCGGAAGUCGAGCCCUUCUACCACCAACCGAUGAUGGAGCCUAGGGGGAACGGUCAUUGUCUCGCUGCGCCAUACUACGCUUCAACUGCGGGACCCAAACCCGCCUCUAGGAUGCCUAAGAUGGCCCAUAUCGACUGGUAUAUGUAUUGGACCAGAAACAUCGGGGUCAAGUGACAGGGCACCGUCCGUAGGCAGGAAUAUUGUCUGACGGCAUGAUGGCUUCUCCAAGCGGCUUCAAUAUUACGAAAAGCGGCUUCAAUAUUACGAAACUGUGGGAGACUGACCCUGCAUCAAUCUCGAACAGCACCGAAUAUUUGCCGCAGGAUCCCUUUCUUCCGCUGCGACGGCCUGGGGGACCAAGUUUCCUCGACACUGAGGCUUGCCUCUGCCAGCGUCAGGCUCCACCGGGACCAUCACCGCCCGAUGGCAGGCCGGAAUACCUGUGGCGAUGCGUCGGGAACCGGAUCGAGGGCGCAAGCACGGCCACGACUGGAAAGUGGUUCCGGCCGAGGCACGACGACAGGGGUGAAGUGUCCGACAUACGGCCGAUAUCCAUCGACGAUGCAACAAACCCUCCCGACACGUCCGCGUCCCUGCAAUGGGACACGGCCUCGGGGUCGCUGGUUCCUGGACUCGAGAGCUUGAGCGUCUGGGACCGGGCCUGCACCGGCGAGAACCACACGGCCUUCUCGACGUCCUUUUACCGGGCUGCGAGCCAGAUUGAGCGAGGAGAAGUGCCCGUCGAUGCAGCGCCGUGUUGGCGAGCCGGUGCUGUUCCGCUGCAAAUCCAGACCGUGUCACAUUGGCAGGCAAAUGGCUGUCUGCCGGGGUUUUUGUGCGCGAACAACACUGUCAACUCACUCCCUCAAUACUGCCCCCCCUUCAACGAGUGUCAGGGUGCCAGGCUCGGGAGCCUCCAAUGCAUCGUCAAUGAUAGCAUCGUCGCCAUGGGGCCCUUCGAGCCCGUCAUCUGCCAAUCAGGAUAUUACUGCCCACCAGGAGGGAAGGAGAAGCUCCGGUGUCCCAAGGGUUCCUAUUGCCAGCAGGGAGCCGUGACACCGACACCGUGUGCCACCGGAAGUUACUGUCCCGAAGGUUCCAUGUACCAGCGCUAUCUCAUACCCAUCAGCAUCAUGGCGGCACUUGAUCUUCUCCUGCUAAUUGGCUUCCUCGUGCUUCGCUGGCGCAAGUCGGUGAGAGCGAGGGGCACGCAGGAACACCGUCCCAAGACUUCGGAUAGUUUGAACGGCCCGGAGAUGACAGACGUGGAAGCAGGGGUGUGCCACGGCGACGGCGGCGUCCAGGCCGCAACCCAGGACACCCUCAAGAGCAGUCCCUCGUCCGAGCUCCGAGCCUUCGUCGAGUCAAUGCGCAGGGUGACCGACGUAACGGCGGACUUUGGUGGUCUCUCCUUUGGCUACUCCGACCUCAGUUGCCGGCCCAAAGGCGGCAAUGAACCGAUCCUGCAAAACAUCAGCGGCUCCAUCCGAGCCGGCCGCCUGACUGCCAUCAUGGGCGGCUCAGGGGCGGGCAAGUCGACCUUUGUCAAUGUCUUGAUGGGCAGGGUGGAGGGCGCGCGCGGCAACAUCACCAUCAACGGCGUGCCGGACAAGCUCCAGCGCUACAAGAAGCUGAUCGGCCAUGUCCCACAGGACGACAUUGUGCUGCCGGACCUGACGGUGUACGAGAACAUACUGCACUCGGCCCGCAUCCGCCUCCCGCGCGCGUGGGGGGACGACGACAUCCGGGCUCACGUCGACUCGGUCGUCCGCUGCCUCGAGCUCUCCCACGUCAAGGACUCGAUGGUGGGGAGUGUCGGCAAGCUCAGCAUCAGCGGCGGUCAACGCAAGCGCGUCAGCAUCGGCGUGGAACUGGCCGCCGCGCCGAUGGCCAUCUUCCUGGACGAGCCGACGUCCGGUCUCGACUCCACGGCCGCGAGCUCUAUUAUGGGCAUGCUCAAGGCAAUCACGCGGCUGGGCAUCACUGUCGUUGUCAUAAUCCACCAGCCGCGUGCGGAGAUCUUCGAUAUGAUCGACGAUCUCAUCCUCCUGGCCAACGGCCAGCAGUUGUACGAAGGGCCAGGGACCGAGGUGCGCGCCUUCUUCGAGAAGCUCGGCUACCGCUUCCCACCAUAUGCCAAUUCCGCCGACAUCGUGACCGACAUCAUCACGGGCAACGGCCGACCGUACAAGGGAACAGGCGACAUCUCCAAAGACCGGCUGGUGAAGCACUGGAGGGCCUCUAGCUACGGCGCUAGUUCAGCAGCCAUCAGCACCAUCGACGCGAACCCCAAUCCAUCGGUUCGAGCCAUGCCGAGCGCUGGGGAUCUGUCGAGCGGCACCACCACAGAGGCUCCUUCGCGGGCCCCGACUCUCUGCCCCCCAAUACCGGAUGAAAAAAGCAGCAGCGACACCGAGGACCGCAGCCAGGACGACAGCAACAACGACGAGACCAACAUCGACAGCACCAACAUCGACUCUAGCAACCCCCCACCGGAAGAAAGAAGCUCCAGCCCUAAACCUACCACGACCAACAACAAGCCUGCACUCCUCCCGCGGGCCAGCUUCAUCUCCAUCUGCAGCAACAAAAUGACCACAUUCCGCGACUCCGUGAUCGGCGGCCUCCCGGGCGUGGUCUUCCCGCGGCGCAUCACUCAGCAACCAGACCCGCGCCGCGACCUCCUGACCAUGCAGCAGCACCUCGCCAAGCGGGGAGCGCCGCGGCCGCGGCAAACCAUGCUCUGCCUCUCCCGGGCGCUGCGGCAGCAGCAGCGCGACCCGGCCAGCCUGGUGUUCGAGCUGGGGCUCGCCGCGCUGGCGGGCCUGCUGCUGGGACUGGCCGAGAGCCCCAAGAAGGGCGUGCUCUUCCUGGGUCCCUACCAUCCGCCCUACGACAUCCUCUCGGUGAGCAUGGACGUCGAGUCGGCGCCCGAGAUCGCGCUGCUGGCGGCCAUUGCCAUCGGGCUGGUGUCGUCGGCGCCCGGGGUGCGGUUCUUCUCCGAGGAGAUGCUGCUGCACCGCCGCGAGGCCCGCGCCGGCCACUCGCGGCUGGCCUACUUUGUGGCUAAGAACGUGAGCGUGCUGCCGCGCAUGGCGCUGGCCUGCCUGCACUUCACCGCGCCGCUGCUCCUGCUCAGCGUGCCCAUUGUGCCCUUUGGCGUGGCGUUUGUGACGAACCUGUUUUACUUUUAUUGCAUCUAUGGGCUGGCCAGCUGUGUGAGCAUGGUGGUCCGGCGGGAGGCCGCGCCGUUGGUGGCAACCAUGGUGGCGCUGAUUGUGGGCAUUCUGUCGGGCACCGCGCCGUCGUUGAAUACCGUUAAGGGCUGGCAUUUGGAGUGGCUAUGGCGCGCAAGUCCCGGCGUGUGGCUCGCCGAGAUUUACUUUGGUCAGCUAGUCAAUCCACUCCGAUAUAUCUACGAUGCAGACCUAGCAGCGAGGCUCGUUGGCUUUGACUUGGAUCAGAUGGGGAGAAACUUGGGCGUCCUGGUGGUCAUCGGCACGAUAUAUCGCGGGAUAGCGUUUGUUGGGCUGGUGUCUGGGGAGAACAUACGUAUCUAGACACCGGGAAAUAGUAUCAGCAGAAUUAAACUGUCUCGAAACGCUAUCA
This is a messenger RNA of Chaetomium strumarium, 3676 nucleotides long. RefSeq lists its product as uncharacterized. Gene Ontology annotation, cellular component: membrane. NCBI's taxonomy places the organism in Eukaryota, Fungi, Ascomycota, Sordariomycetes, Sordariales, Chaetomiaceae. The coding region runs from base 283 to 3627 and encodes 1114 amino acids. The transcript has 3 exons. Gene Ontology annotation, biological process: transmembrane transport. The record is from RefSeq and is a predicted model, not a curated record. Gene Ontology annotation, molecular function: ABC-type transporter activity; ATP binding; ATP hydrolysis activity.